Salvelinus sp. IW2-2015 is the source of this 542-nucleotide messenger RNA. Its product is annotated as U2 snRNP-associated SURP motif-containing protein. The coding region runs from base 63 to 527 and encodes 154 amino acids. The transcript has 5 exons. Lineage: Eukaryota; Metazoa; Chordata; Actinopteri; Salmoniformes; Salmonidae. The record is from RefSeq and is a predicted model, not a curated record.
UUUGGACUAGGUAAAAAAACGUAUCCCAAAAUCGGUAAUUGAUUAAAGUUAGCACAACCAAGAUGGCGGACCGAACGCCAGGUGGUUCGCAGAAAUCUAGCGCAAAGGCGCUACUAGAGAGCAAGUUGAAGUCCUUCAGCAUUGGCAAAACGGUCGUGCCCAAGAGGACCCUAAGCAAGAAGGAACAAGAGGAAAUCAAAAAGAAGGAGGAUGAGCGUGCAGCUGCAGAGAUCUAUGAAGAGUUCCUGGCUGCGUUCGAGGGAGGAGAGGGCAAGGUCAAGGCCUUUGUCCGGGGAGGCAUUGCUAAUGCAACUAAAGAGGAGGCUGCUUCCGAUGACAAGAAGGGCAAGCUGUAUAAACCCAAGUCUCGCUUCGAAACAGCAGCACCACCGAAAGGCAGCUUCCUGCCUUUGGAAACCCCUCCACAGUUUUUAACAUUAGAUAAAAAACACACACUGAAGAAAACAACUGAAAAGGAAAAGAAGAAAAGCAACUUAGAGCUCUUUAAGGAAGAACUGAAACAGUAAGCYAUUUCACAUCCC